This is a messenger RNA of Mucor mucedo, 630 nucleotides long. RefSeq lists its product as uncharacterized. The transcript is spliced from 2 exons. The record is from RefSeq and is a predicted model, not a curated record. NCBI's taxonomy places the organism in Eukaryota, Fungi, Mucoromycota, Mucoromycetes, Mucorales, Mucoraceae. The coding region runs from base 1 to 630 and encodes 209 amino acids.
AUGUUCGAAAAACAUGAAUUCAACGUUGGCAACACGCCAUCCACCUCCAUGUCCAAUUCGGCCAUGCCAACAAGAUCACCUAUGCUACAUAUGCCUCAUGCAAGUAGGAUGCCCGUCCUUUCGGAUGAUAAUGAUGCUAUGGAUAUAUGCCAAGAGCAAUCUACGAAAAGAGCUAUCCCCAUGCCAGAGUCACCAAUUGCUAAAAGACAAAAGGCAACCAUGCGAACACCACCUGUCGGCAAUGGAAGCCUUAAUCAGGGCAUGGUGCCUCAUCUGGAUGUUUUUUGCGCUGCUCUUUCUUUAAACAAACAAGCACACACCCUUGUUCUGCGUUAUUACGUAUCUGACAUUUCGUCCAUGUUGCAGUCCAGCAGAACGUACGUCGCCGUGGAUCUGGUGGAAAUAUUCCAUUUUGAAGAUGCCUUCUCCAUAUUGAAACUGGCAGAAAGAGAUGACAGCGUUGAGGUCCGGGUCAAGAUCAGAAGUGUUCAGGUGGAUAACCGCAUCCAGUACUUUUGCUUGGUCUUUCCUAUUCCUGACGACCGACGUUUGGCUUUCGCUCAAGCCAUGGUGGAUGGUAGGGUCCAAAACCAAUUCAAAAAGGUUGGUAUCUGGCGUACAAAUGUGUAG